This is a messenger RNA of Populus nigra (black poplar), 1332 nucleotides long. RefSeq lists its product as uncharacterized. The record is from RefSeq and is a predicted model, not a curated record. NCBI's taxonomy places the organism in Eukaryota, Viridiplantae, Streptophyta, Magnoliopsida, Malpighiales, Salicaceae. The coding region runs from base 411 to 1160 and encodes 249 amino acids. The transcript has 6 exons.
UUUCACUGUCGGUAAACUUUUUUUUUUUGUUUUUGAUCUCCGGGGCCAUUUUAUUGAUGUCUUUGCAUAAAAUAACCAACGUAAGCAAAUAUCUCACCUGCGUGACUACUCUUGAUCAGCAUGACACUCGAAGGAGUUUUCACGACAGCUCCUUUUUUGUGUUUUUAAUGCGUUGUGUGCUUUUUUUCUUUGAAACUACUUCAUAUAUAAAAUAUUUUUUUCUUAAACUAGUGCCUAAACACAACCAAAACUGAGCAGCUCCUCUCAUUAACAGUAAAUCUCAGUUUCCACCUCCUAAAAAAUGCCAUAGCCUAACCAGGUGAUUUCCAUCCUCCUUCGAGUUUGUUGUCGUAGCUACAAGAAACCAAGACACAAAAAAGAGGGAUACAGAGAGAAAGGAAGAAUCAACCAUGCCUCCAAACGCACCAAGACCAACAGGACGCCACAGAAAGAGGCUAACAAGGAUGGAUGCUGCCGUAGAUGCAAUGAGGAGCUACGGUUUCUCUGAUGGGUUGAUUGUUUCAACUGUCAAAGAGCUCUUGAAAGUAUAUGGUGAGGAAGGUUGGCCCUUUAUUGAAGAGAGCUCAUAUAAGAUCUUGCUCGAGGCUAUUCUCGAGGAUCUUGAAAAGGAGGAGCAGGAAAAGAGUAAUACGCUGCAAGAGAAUGAGAGGUGUGGAAACAAUAUCGAGAUAUCAGCUAGCAGUACAUCAAAUGGUGCUUCUGUAUCGACUGGCCACAGCACAGAAGCUGUGGCCCCUGCAUCUCAGACUAACAGAGUUCUACUCGCCACAUCACUGGCUGCAAAUCCGGACAUGGCAUUACUUGAUGGUAGUACCCCUGCAUCUAAAGUAGGAAGCAGCUGGAAAGAUAUAAAUAUGUAUGAGAAUUGCAUUGAAAAGCAAAUUAACAUUGACAAUGGAGCAGCUGUUAUGAAUUUUGGUGGUGUUCAACUACCUGGCAACACUAGCUCCCCUGUGCCGCCCUGCAGGCGCAGACCCUGCUAUGGAUGGAUUAGUAGUGAUGAAGAUGAUGAUGCGAACCUGGAUCUCAUUGAACUUACACCGGCGCCAUUACCAGCAGUGGUAGCAAAGUUGCUUUCUGGGAUUGAUAUGCCGAGGACACGCAAGAGAAGGUGGGAUGCAAGACCUGAGGAUAUGUAGGCGUUCACCUUUUGUAUCUCUUAUGUAAAUCCACAGGCUUCUGACUCUUUUCUUUCAACUACGGAAGUGCAAACUUUUGGACAAUUUAGGACGUUAUUAUUGAUUUAUUAAGGAUUGAUGUGUAGUAAUUGACCCUAAUUUCUUGCACUAAAAGAACUACAUGUUUUAUUCC